Molecule: messenger RNA, 507 nt
Organism: Purpureocillium takamizusanense
Lineage: Eukaryota; Fungi; Ascomycota; Sordariomycetes; Hypocreales; Ophiocordycipitaceae
Exons: 1
Coding region: 1-507 (168 amino acids)
Source: RefSeq, a predicted model, not a curated record
AUGGAUAUAAAUCGGGCCGAACGGCAGGCGAAGAGAGUCCUGAUCAUGGUGUCGCGGAGAAGCCCGCAGUGGGAGAAAGCGUGGACAUUUCCCGAGGAACUAAUUGUCAUUGCACUGCGACUCGCACAGGAGAGCGGACUGCUUCCACAAUGCGUGCAAGAGGACUCAUCCGCAACCCGAUUCCUGGCAAAGGAGAGGUGGGAUGGUCGAACAUUCAUCGUGUUUGACGUCUAUCACGACACCUACGACCCCGAUAGAGCUCACAUGCAUGGCCAAGAAGAUAACCUGCCUGUGAUUGAGGUUUAUUUGAGUCGAAAGGAGGUCGCGAGGAUGGCGGGCAACCCGACAGCGAACAAGGUCAAUGGCGACGUCAGAGCUCUCCAUAAUGCGACUGGUCCAGGCAGCCGACCGCCCUUUAGCGUUGACCACAGCGAAGGGAAAGUGCCCUUCUAUAAUAACCCGCGAUCUUCUGAGUCAUGUGGCGUAACGGGCUUGUCUCUCAGUUGA